UCGGGAGCCGACUCUCUUGAUAGCGAGCCGGCUCCCGUCGUUCACUUCAAAGAGCCGGCUCUAAUCCGGCUCUCGUUCGCAACCGACCCAUCACUAGUUGGAACCCUCUUGAACCACCUCCAGGGUGAUAGUCAUGCUUUCUGAACGGAGCUUUUUCUCCCGCAGAUACCCGGGCUGACAGCCGUCCCCUCCGCUCUUUAGGAACAUCCUUUAGGAGACCUAAACCAGCUUUUUCCCGCCGCUGUGCUUCCUCUUACAAAAAAAGCUGCCUUGGUCUGCUGGUGUGAAUGAAGAGCUGCGGUAAAGAGAGAGAGCCUCCCUUCCUCAGCUGCUAGACACCAGGAUCUUUCAAGCACCGCUGACUGCUGUGAUGCAUCUCUGGUGUAAGGAGCAAAAGUGAAGGAGCCAGAGGAAUCCUGUGUCUGAUAUAUGGAGGGAAAACUGUGUGCUGGAGCCAGGGAUUACACUCUGAGGAAGACGCUAGCAUAACUGUUAUCUUCAUGUAAAACUACACAACCUGCAGGCUGAAAUCCUCAUCAGUGUCAUCAUAAUGAGGUUCUGCUGGUAGCCUUCUGCUACCUGUUUGGCGUUUCUCCUGUUCAACAAACACGUCCCAGUGCUGACAACACUCAGACACGCAUUUUACUGCAACCAGACAAACCGCCACCUGCCAUGGAUCGCCUGUGUCCGGGUGAAGGCGUGAGCCGGACGCAGGCCCUCGUCGGCAAACUGUAGCCACCUGGAUUCUCUUCAACUGAAUUCCUGUGAUUUUAUUCUGGAGUUAUUCUGUAUUUGGACCAGGGAUGGAUGUACCGGAAGCCAGCAAGCAUGGCAAGAAGUCGUCAAGUCAAAAGCUGGAGGACCAGAAAAAGAUUUACACAGACUGGGCCAAUCACUACCUGGCCAAGUCCGGCUGCCCGCGCCUCAUCAAGGACCUGAGUCAGGACAUCACGGAUGGAGUCCUGCUGGCACAGAUCAUCCAAAUCAUAGCGAAUGAGAAGGUGGAGGAUAUCAAUGGCAGCCCCAGGAGCCAGUCACAAAUGAUCGAAAAUGUGGACGCCUGCCUCAGUUUCCUGGACGCCAGAGGAGUGAAUGUACAAGGGCUCUCAGCAGAAGAGAUCAGGAAUGGCAACCUAAAGAGCAUCCUGGGCCUCUUUUUCAUCCUAUCGCGCUACAAGCAGCAGCAGCAACAGCAGCAGCAGUACUACCAGUCCCUGGUGGAGCUCAGCCAGCAGACCAGCAGCACCGCACCGUCCACCAGCAGCCACAAGACGCAAGAGAUGCAGUCCAGUCUCACAGCACGAUAUGCAAGUCCUCCGGGCCACAGUGGAAUAGGGUCACCACAGAAGAAAAACACACGGUUACCGGGGCCGUCCAGGGUACCUGCUGCAGGCAGCGGGGCCUCCAGGAGCCCAGGCUCAUCCAACCUCAACCGUCGCAGCCAGAGCUUCAACAGCAUCGACAAGAGCAAGCCUCUUCAAUAUGCCAGUGGCAACGACAGAGAAGCGGUGAGGGGCAUCCCAGUACCCGGUGGGAUGAACGGGAGCGGUAUGGGAGGGACAGUUCCCACCAGCCUCAGUGGGCAGCAGCUGGCCUCUGCCAUCCCCUCACCUACCGCCGGCAAGUCCUGGCGCAGCAAGUCCAUGAACCUCAAGCACAGCGCCACCUCGUCCAUGCUGGCAAGCCCGACGCACUCACCCUCCACCACCCCUUCACCCCAGGCCCUGGAGGGACUUCAAACACACGGCAGCGAUGGAUCAAAAGUUGGGUCGGCUGUCGGCGGUGCACCCCAGAGGUCCAUGCUGGAGAAGUUCCGCCUGAUUAACCCAAGAUCGGCUUCGCGAGCGUCACCGUCUGUGGCCGAGAUGGCUCUGCAGGAGGAGGAUGACCUGUCAGAGUAUGGUGACGAUGGAUUGACGCCCACAAGCUCAGUGUGCAGCAGUGGCAGUAGCAGUGCUACAGCUAAGCAAAUACCUGCCAAGACCUCGGCUUCGUCCCUCGCUGCAUCUAGCAAGACUUCCUCUUCGUCCCCGUCCUUUUCAAAAGCUUCUGCCAACGGCAGCAGGUCCAUGGCCUCGUCCAAAGACAAGGAGGACAAAAGCAAGUCUGGGAAAUCUUCUAAGGAUAGCUCUCCACCCAAAGAAGAGCGUGAGUCAUUUGCGGACUCCACCAAGAAGACCUCCAAAAUUGCCAGUCUCAUCCCCAAGGGAGGAAAGCCGACAUCUGGGAAGAAAGAUGGAGGCUCCUCCUCUGCUUCCACUGGCAUCCCUAAGCCAGGACUUAAGGCUCCCUCAACAUCAACAGCAAAGCCUCAGAAUCAGUCCCAGACCCAAAGUCAGGCCGCCUUAAACAGCAGUGGCAACAUGCGGGGAGGAGAGGGAGAGAGAGGCAAGCUGACGAAAGGAGGGCAGCAGGGCGGGAGUUUCUACAUACAGCGCUCCAUUGCUGGACCAGAGGGAAAACGGACCAGCAUGACCUCUUCCACCAGCACCUCAGCCCUGUCUGGGUCUGGUGGGAUGCUGGGAGGAGGAGGAGGAGGAGGAGGAGGUGGAGGUGGAGGAGCGCUGGGAGGGAACGGAGUAGUUCAGCUUCCUCAACAGCAGCAGCACAACCAUCCCAAUACUGCCACUGUGGCCCCCUUCAUGUACAGGACAUUCUCAGAAAAUGACUGCAGCAUGGUGGCCCCAGCCGACCCCUGCCUCAGCCCCACCAAGGGAGAGCUGGUCUACAGCAAGACAGCCAAACAGUGCCUGGAGGAGAUAUCAGGAGAAGACCCUGAGACAAGACGCAUGCGGACGGUGAAGAACAUCGCUGACCUUCGGCAGAACCUGGAAGAAACCAUGUCCAGUCUGCGGGGGACACAGAUCAGCCACAGUACGCUAGAAACAACCUUCGACACCACAGUAACCACUGAGGUCAAUGGGCGGAGUCUCCCAGCCCUCACCGCACGCUCCUCCCCCAUGGCCUGGCGUCUGGGCCCAACACAAACCCCGCGUCUCCAGGCAGGCGAUGCCCCCUCAAUGCCCAGCAGCUAUGCUGCGCCCAGGGCGAGCUCGACAAGCGCCGGCACCACCACAGGGCGCUACAGUGGGCAUUCGGACCCCACCAGGUUUGUGUACAGUGCCCCCCUGAGGCGAGCGGCAGCAGGGGCGAGGGGGGCGGAGCAGGGGGAGAAGGGAGGAGGAGGAGGAGGGCUGGAAGGAGGGAAGCAGAUGGAGGUGGCAGGGUACAUGAGUGAUGGGGACAUCCUAGGGAAGAACGGCCGGAUGGAUGAGCUCACCAGCGGAUACCUUACAGACGGCGGUCUCCAUCUGUAUGCACGGAACACAGGCCGAGCUUCAGACACGGCGUCUUCACGAGAAAUAUCCCAGAGAGGGAGCAAAGAGAUGCAGGGCGACAUAGACAGUUGGGACGACAGCAGCUCAGUGAGCAGCGGCCUGAGCGACACGUUGGACAACAUCAGCACAGAUGAUCUGAACACACCUGCCUACUCCGCUGUCAGCUCAUCACGCAAGAGCAAAGGAGCGCAGUCUCAGAGAGGAAGCAGGUCCAAGCAUGCAGAGCAGGAGGUGAGCAGCAGCUGGGCCGGAGCUGAGGACCUGAAGAAGGUAGAGGAGGAGCUGGAAGCGAGCAUGGACCCCAGCAGCGGCUCCUCCCGCUGGAAGCCUUCAUCAUCCUCCUCUUCCUCCCAAACCCAGGGCCAGUACGAGGAUGCCGGUCAGAAGGCCGCCGCACUGGCCCAGAUGUCCCAGACGGGAUCAUGGAGGAGGGGCAUGACAGCCCAGGUGGGCAUCACGCCACCCAGGACCAAGGGUGGCUCUGCCACCCUCAAAACACCAGGCAAAACUGAUGAUGCUAAGGCCUCAGAGAAGGGCAAGGCACCUUCCAAGAGUUCUGCUGGCAUCCAGCGCUCACCCUCAGAUGCUGGGAAGAGCAGUGGAGACGAGGGCAAGAAACCCCCAUCUGGCAUCGCACGCCCACCCACCACAGGCUCAUUUGGAUACAAGAAGAUCCCAGGUCCCACCGGCACCCUAAUCACCUCUAGUGGCGCGACGCUCGCCAGCGGCUCAGCCACCCUGGGCAAGGCGCCCAAAUCCUCAGCUGCCCUAGGCAAAGGCACAGGCAUCGGCGGUGUGCGGAAGACCAGUCUGGACGGCUCGCAGCCCCAGGAUGACGGCAUCCUGCUCAGCUGCGGCAGCUCCAAAGUCACCCUGCAGUACCGCUCCCUGCCCAGACCGGCCAAAUCCUCCAGUGGGGUGGCGGCAGGGCGCAGCGGGCAUCGCUCCAGCUCCAGCAGCAUUGACUCAAAUGUCAGUGGCAAGUCAGCCACACAAACGGGCACCAAACGCCGGGACGGAAAAGUGGGCUCAGACCGCUCCAGUCCCAUCACAAUAAACCAGACGGACAAGGAGAAAGUGGCGGUGUCAGACCAGGACCCAGCAGCGGGACUAUCCACGUCCCCCAAGUCCAGCCCCACCUCCACUACAACAGGCCAGUCAGGCCUCAGGCAGCCAGGCUCCAAGUACCCUGAUAUUGCUUCUCCUACCUUCCGCAGAUUGUUUGGCACCAAAGCCAGCAGCAAGGCCAGCUCUCCGGGCACGCCCGACUCUGGCAAGUGCCCCUCAUUACUGGGCAGCCCCCACGGCACGCUGGCAAGGCAGGCCAGUCUGGACUCGCCCUCCUCUGGCACGGGGAGCCUGGGCAGCGCUGGCGGCCUGAGUGGUGGCAGCAGCCCACUGUACGGUAAAACCCCAGACUUGUGCACUGACUCCCCGGCCUCCAGCCCGGCCUCUGGCCUCUCCCUGCCCUCCAACGCUCGGCCCUGGCCUGCCUGUAGCUCGUCAGCUGGCAGCAAGGACACACUGAGCUGCCAAAGCAUGACCAGUCUGCACACCAGCUCAGAGUCCAUUGAUCUGCCGCUGGGCCACCACGGGCCAAAGGUUACACGAACCGGCAGUGUCAAGUCCACCCUGUCAGAGGGCAUGCCUCUUGACAGAAACACGCUUCCCAAAAAGGGACUGAGGUACCCUCCGUCCUCCCGGCAGACAUCCCACGAGGAAGGGAAGGAGUGGUUGAGGUCCCAUUCAACAGGGGGGCUUCAGGACACAGGCAGCCAGUCCCCACUGUCUCCUCCAGGAGCUUCCUGCACCACCACUGGAAAAUACCACUACUCCAACCUGCUGAGUCCCACAAACAUCAGCCAGUACAACCUGCCACCAGGCAGCAGCAGCAUGAGCCGCUCCAACAGCAUCCCCGCCCAGGACUCCUUUGACCUGUAUGGAGAGGGUCACCCACUGGGUGGCAGCGCAACCUCCUUGGAGGACCGACCCCGGGCCAUCAGCCGCUCCGGCUCCUUCAGGGACAGCACUGAUGAAGUCCAUGGCUCCUCAUUGUCCCUGGUCUCCAGCACAUCUUCACUGUACUCUGCAACGGAGGAGAAAGCUCACUCAGAGGGCCAAACAGUCCAAAAUUCCACGCAAAUCAGAAAGCUGCGUCGGGAGCUGGACGCCUCUCAGGAGAAGGUGGCGACCCUGACGUCUCAGCUGGCUGCCAAUGCUCACCUGGUGGCCGCCUUCGAAAAGAGCCUGAGCAACAUGACCUGCCGCCUGCAGAGCCUCACCAUGACCGCUGAACAAAAGGAGUCUGAGUUGGCUGAGUUGCGGGAGACAAUAGAGAUGCUGAAGACCCAGAACACAGACGCCCAGACGGCCAUCCAGGUGGCGCUCAACGGCCCUGACCACCUCCACAAAGACCUGCGGAUUAGACGGCAGCACUCUUCUGAAAGCAUGUCCAGCAUCAACAGUGCAGCCAGUCACUCCAGCAUGGGCAGCCUGGGCAAGGACGCCGAAGACAAGAAGAAGAAGAAGAAGAGCUGGGUGGCUGAUUCCAUCCCGGCUCAGUUACGCAGCUCCUUCAAGCAGGCGUUCAGCAAGAAGAAAACCAAAUCCCAGUCGGCCCACGACGAGAUGGAGGAGAUGACUGACUCUCUGCCAUCCUCACCCAAACUGCAGCAUGACAACAGGCAGGGCAGCAUUGCCACGCUGCGCUCCUCGCCCUCCACCACCGAGCUGUGUGAAUGCACCGAGGCGGAGGCGGAGAUCAUCCUCCAGCUGAAGAACGAGUUGAGAGAGAAGGAGCUCAAGUUGACAGACAUUCGCCUGGAGGCGCUCAGCUCCGCCCACCACCUUGACCAGAUCCGAGAGGCCAUGAACCGCAUGCAGAACGAGAUUGAGAUACUGAAAGCGGAGAACGAUCGCCUCAAGUCCAGCGGCAACGCGACGCCGACGGCCACGCCCAUCAAGACUGCCCGGCCGCCCUCAGAGACCUCCAGCACCUCCUCGUCCUCCUCGCGUCAGUCCUUGGGGCUGUCGCUCAAUAACCUCAACAUCACUGACACUAUCAUGUCAGAUAUUCUGCUCGACGACAGCUACGAGGGCAAUCUGCGCAAAGAAGGUCGGAGCGUGCGAAUAGUGGUGACCAUCAGCAGUGGGCCAAAUACCACUAAGGGUACACACAGCCAGGAGUACCUGAUUGGCUCCAUAGGCGUGAGUGGAAAAACCAAAUGGGACGUCCUGGAUGGGGUCAUCAGACGCCUCUUCAAGGAGUACGUGUUUCGGGUGGACCCUCUGACCAGCCUGGGUCUCAACUCAGACAGCAUUGUCUGCUACAGGAUGGGCGAGGUGGUUCGCGCCCACGCCUCCGAAGUGCCUGAGCUGCUGCCCUGCGGCUACCUGGUGGGCGACAACAACGUCAUCAAGGUCAACCUCAAAGGAGUGAAGGAGAACAGCAUAGACAGUCUGGUGUUUGACACACUCAUCCCGAAGCCCAUCAUCCAGCGGUACCUGAACCUGUUGAUGGAGCACCGUCGCAUCAUCUUGUCGGGACCCAGCGGCACAGGCAAAUCCUUCCUGGCUGCAAAGCUGGCCGAGUACAUCAUUUCCCAGAUGGGGCAGGAGGUGACUGAGCACAACGUGGCCAGCUUCAACGUGGACCAGAACUCCAGCAAGGAUCUGCGUCAGUACCUGUCCAACCUGGCAGAGCAGUGUAACUCUGAGGAGACGGACACAGAGCUCCCCACUGUGGUCAUCCUGGACAACCUCCACCAUAUCGGCUCCCUCAGUGACAUCUUCAACGGCUUCCUCAACUGCAAGUACCACAAAUGUCCGUAUGUUAUUGGGACCAUGAACCAGGGAGUUUCCUCCUCCCCCAACCUUGAGCUACACCACAACUUCAGGUGGGUGCUGUGCACCAACCACACCGAGCCGGUCAAAGGGUUCCUGGGCCGUUUCCUGCGGCGGAAGCUGAUAGAGACGGAGAUCGAAAAGAACAUGCGCAGCAAUGACCUGAUUAAGAUCAUCGACUGGAUCCCUAAGACCUGGCAACAUCUCAACGGCUUCCUGGAGGCACACAGCUCCUCUGAUGUCACCAUAGGCCCCCGUCUCUUCCUGUCCUGCCCCAUGGAUGUCGAAGGCUCUCGGGUUUGGUUCACUGACCUGUGGAACUACUCUCUGGUGCCCUACCUGCUGGAAGCCGUGAGGGAAGGGCUUCAGGGCUCACCUUCAACCAUACCUCUCCGACAGCUGUAUGGCAAAAGAGCGGCAUGGGAAGAUCCGUCAAAGUGGGUGAACGACACGUAUCCAUGGAACGCCGCCGCGCUGCAGCAGGACGGCCAGUCGCUGCUCCAGCUGAGGCCAGAGGAUGUGGGAUACGACGGCUACAGCUCAUCCAAGGAGGGAGCCUCGUCUAAGCAAGUGUCUCAGAGCGACACUGAGGGAGACCCCCUGAUGAAUAUGCUGCUGCGGCUGCAGGAGGCAGCGAACUACUCCAGCACACAGAGCUGCGACAGCGACAGCACCAGUCACCAUGACGACCAGCUGGACUCCUCACUGGAGUCGGCACUAUGAGAGCGAGAGCUGCACUGGGAGACACCGGACCCUUGGAUCCCUUGAACCUGGGAACAUUUUAACCUCCAUCACUAACAGACACAAACCCUAGUCCUGCACAGAUGUAUGAUAUAUAAAAAGUUUUAUUAUCCAAAAUGAUAUACACACCAUUCAAAAUCAAACACCUAUUUUUACAUAAUGAUGGUGCAAUAUUAAAUCAAAUUAUUCUAAAUUUUAAAGAGCAGUCACCAACCUGAUCAAAAAAAAAUCAUACAGGUUGGAUCGUUUCUAUUUUACUGAAAUCAAACAGUGACAUUAGCUUGUCAUUUGUAAUGGGUGUAUAACAUUUUAAGAAUACAACUUUUCAUACACUAUAUGUGUGGACGGGAUGUGUCUGAAGUUGACUUCCAAGGAGUAAAUCACAGUUCCUGCUCAGCCAUGAUGAGCCACAGUUUACUCCAUCCAUCUAACAGUGUGUCAGCAAAAUGUAAGAAAGCCAAGAGUGACAAAACUGGAUUUGAGUUUUUUUAAAAACCCAGUUAUAUCUUCAGAUGUUUACAAUGGGGGGGCAUGUUCUGUUGUUUAUGUCUUUCCUUGUUUACAGAGGUGCUUCACACACAGACACACACACACACACACACUCAUAUAAAUGCACUUACACACAGGCAGCAGAAGGAGACUUUCUUUUAAUCAGAGGCUUCAAUCAGUUCAAGCCCUCAUCUUGACCAACAGUCCAGCCUGCCAAAGUGUCCUUGAGCAAGGCACUGUAUCUCUACCACCUCUGGGAUACCUGAUGUCCAACCCCACAUACUGAGGGAGGCAAGGAGGAGGAGAGCACUGUGGAGUGAUUUGAGGCGAUGGAACGCCCUCUGGUGGCUGUAAUUGGAGGUUCUUAGCUCUUAGAAAACAGUGGCCGUGAACCACUGAUUGUUGAUCUUCACAUGCAAAUUGGGAUUCAUCACAGAUGCAUCAGACUGAUUUUGUGUUUAAAUAAUGUUAGGUAAAGUAAAAAAAACAGCUGUUUCUUGUGGUUAGCUGAACUGGCUCCUCAAAGGUUACAGCUCUGGUAAGGUUUAGGGCUAAAUGACACUUUUUUGACCAGUUGUUUACCACUAAAUCACCUGUUGUCACCUUGUGUCUUUACUUUUUCUAAAUAUAAGUUGUGUACAGGCAAUUCUGCACCUCCAUGAUGGCACCAGAAGUGGUUGAUGUGAGACUUUUGCAAAGCCUCUACAGCCCAAUUAGGAUCACAAGACUAACAUUAUCAUUGUGUACCGACACACACACACACACACACACACACACACACACAUACAUCCCUCCUGCCCUCAGCUCAGUUGUCAAUUGAGCCUCAGGGUGCUGGUCUCUUGCCCUGAACCUCAUCAGUGUCAGGCACUGCCAAGCCGCUCCUCGCCGGUCUGCAUGCCAACAAGCACAAUGAAAGCGCAUUGUCUGUGUGUCAUCCAGCCACAUUGCUACUGUGAAGAAAAAAUGGACAAGUGCCAAUGUUUUCCUUUGAUUUACUGCCAAAUGUGCACACACACAACCAUACGCAUACACACAGACGUCCCAUCACAAUGCAGAGCUGACCAUGGUUGUAGACUUAGAUUAAGUUGUUUUUGGCUUUCCUCACUCUGAAGCAUGCUGUCACCCGUUAGCUUUAAAUGCACCAUGAGAAGAGCAGGCGGCGCCCUCUUUUGGAUCAUCACCGAACUGUAUCAGUUAAUCAUUCGCUAAGCUCCUCCUCCGAACAAUGAAUGUCCAAUCAUGUCUGUCGAGCUUUGGAUUCCUCCACCUGUCUAAGCAGUGUACAUGCAGCUGUUGUAACAGAUAUACAACAUUUAAAAAGUUGUAGGAUGGUUUCGAGCAAAAGAGUAAGAAAAGCUCAAACAGUGAUAACUUCACAGAUUUGUAAAAUUCUGUCUGUGAGUAUUAUAACCCGCUGUGUUGUGCUUUGGCAUCUAAUAAGUGUUUAAACACAUAAAUCCGUCCCUCCAAAUGGACCUCCCGGCUCAUAUUCCAUUGUCACACCUCCACAAACACACCCGCCUGCGCGGGGGUUUAGCAUUAUGCAGCUCCGUCCUGCUCCAUUCUUGAAUUUAGGAAAGUUACACUCCAGCAACUCCAGCCAACAUUACCUGAGAUAGCAUCGGCCAAACACAUUGAUUAAUCCUCAUCCUCAAAGCCCUGUCUCCUGUUGUAACAUUAAAAGUGGAAACACACUGAAGUUAACUUAUAGCUUUAGCCUCAGUCCUUUAGCACAAUAUAAUAUAUAAUCAAGUGCAUAUUUAAGACCAAUUUUACAAGACUAUCGUUUUAAAAUUAAGCGGCUGGAAACGUGAAAAUCAGCCAGAGAUGUGGAGCUAACAUUAGCUUAAUUAGCUAGCUAGCUUCAGCUGAAUUUCAAGUGGCAAAUGUGCUAUCUUUAUCAUCUUUAUCAUUGCAGAGGUGCAAAAAUGGAAAGCUUGACAAGCAUAGCAAGAGUAGGUAAGGGGGGUGGGUCUGAGCAAAUGGCUGAUUGCGAAUAACUAAAUUCCUGUGGCAACCUGCAGGUAGAGUUGGCUGCAACAGGGAAACUCAAAGUAACAGGAAAGAAGCAAACUUACUGAAUGUUUCCACUCCAACAGAUAUAAAUCAGAGCUAUGGCACUGUUUGAUCAAUCAACAAAAUAUCGGUUGUAUUGAAUUGAAUGUUUCAAGCUGUCUUGCUUGAAACUUGCCGUCACUCAUGUGAUGGUCUUGUUCGGCUUCUGCAGCCCUCCGGGAUCCAUGAGGUACCAAAAAAGAAUCAGAAGUAUUUUCAAAUGCAAGUUAACCAGAUCAGCCCAAGAGCUGAGUAAGGGAACAAUGAUACUGGUGCUUUCUCGCUGCCUUAAAUGUGCAAAAGUUGGGGAGACAUCUCCUUCUCCCAUUGGCUAUAGUGAGAAAAAGUUGGAUGAUGAUGAUGAUUUGCUUCCCGCUACGUCAGAGAUGCUGCUUGUAGUCGGAAAAAUAGCCUCUUUUUGUUUGUGGUCGCUCCCUCUUCCUCCAAACCGCCCUUUCUUGUUUCUGACAGUUGAAUUAUAAAAGAAUUGAUGCUGUGUUUGAAUUUAAAAACUGACCAAUAUUGUAAAAACAUUUUAAAAAGGGGGUGGGGUAUUUUUUAAGUUGUUAUUUUGCGCCCAGUUGAGCUGGGCCCACUUGAACAGACAGGAGCACAACCAAACUGUUUUGGGUUUUCUAGCCUGAUGAGCAUGUUUUGAGGCUUUUUAAAGGGGAUGCAUUGAGAAGAGACCUUUAUCUUUAUGUAUGCGUGUAUUGGACGGAAGCCAUUUUGAAUUUUGAUUGUCCUCUCUUUGUUUAACGAGUGGGUUGGUUUUGCACACUUUGAGGUGGGGGUGGGUUGUAAAUACUUAAGUCUUGCACAGUGAAUCAAAGAUGCAUUCUGCCCUGUUGAUGUUACAAUAUGCUUAACCCGCUGAGUAAAUUAUUGUACUAUGAGAACAGAGAAAAAAAAAAGAAAUGCAAAAACUCAACACGCUGUCAGAAACAGGUGUGUGUCUUGUGGUGAUUGGAUGUUUUGCCUAUGCAGGAGGCAUACGGUGUACAGUAGGAAACUGUUUUUUAACUCACUGACAUCACAGACUGAGAACAAAAAAUAGGCACUUUUCCAGUUUCCCCCCCUCCUAUCCUGCCAUAAUAUUCUCUGGAUCCUCUCUGUCUUUAGGAAUGCCUGUUGUUCCUUAGAAGCACUUCCUCUCUGGACAUUUUAACCCACGCUUACCGCCACGUUAGGCUUGCCGGCUGUCUGAGGCACUGAAGCUGACCCGACACCGUACUGUAUACAUUUACCAACAACCAACAGGUGCUACUAGUCAGUCAGAGCCCAUCAGAGACCAACAAGUCACAUUUUCACAACCUCAGGACAGUCCUACCCUCUACAAUCCUACCUGUGUUCAGCUUCACGUGUCUCUGCAGCCGAGCCUCUGAUGGUUCGCACAUGUAUCUGGCCAACUUCGCCAGCCUUGUGUCUGCAAGGGUGUGUAGUUGCAUGCUAAGGGAGUAGUUACCAUGGUAACAGGUUGCUCCUUAACUUGACUUACACCCAUGUAUCAAACCUGAGCUUAGAUAUCCCACAUUUAACCCUCUCAGCUACUCUACACUCCUGUUGUAGGCCAUUAGUUCCCGAGCUAGCAGAACGUUGACACCGUUAACAGUGUACACCAUAGUGCUGAUGAUCAACUGGUAAUUUUUCCCCACUUACGCUUUGCAGUUACAUCUCAGUUGAAAACCAUAGCAUUUACUCUGGUUUGAGAGAAAGUUUUCUUCUUUUUUGGGUGAAACAUUUGUCCUUAAAUGUUUUAUAUUUUGUACAUUUGUAUGUAACAUAUCAUGUAAAUAGACAGAGACAGUGAUUUAACUCAUCUGGAGGAUUUUGUAGUCUUUGUAAAGCCCUAAUAAAUGGUAUUUGGUGUCACACGAGCAAACAA
Molecule: messenger RNA, 12351 nt
Organism: Seriola aureovittata
Lineage: Eukaryota; Metazoa; Chordata; Actinopteri; Carangiformes; Carangidae
Gene: nav3
Product: neuron navigator 3
Exons: 43
Coding region: 804-7904 (2366 amino acids)
Biological process (GO): neurogenesis; nervous system development
Molecular function (GO): ATP binding; protein binding; ATP hydrolysis activity
Source: RefSeq, a predicted model, not a curated record